Messenger RNA from Epinephelus fuscoguttatus (brown-marbled grouper), 4647 nucleotides. RefSeq names its product solute carrier family 15 member 1-like. The record is from RefSeq and is a predicted model, not a curated record. Lineage: Eukaryota; Metazoa; Chordata; Actinopteri; Perciformes; Serranidae. The transcript has 24 exons. Gene Ontology annotation, molecular function: dipeptide transmembrane transporter activity. Gene Ontology annotation, biological process: oligopeptide transport; transmembrane transport. The coding region runs from base 1759 to 3957 and encodes 732 amino acids. Gene Ontology annotation, cellular component: membrane.
CCACAGACUCCCAACUGUCAGUAAAGCUUUUGCAACUCUCCCUGGACAGUGUAAACACACAGAGGAAGAAGUACUCAUAAAUAUGGUGGAUAUAUGGCAGUUUGGUACCAUGGGUAAGUUGAAAAAAUUGACGGUUACCUGCCUUACACUAAAUUGUAUGCAUUAUUUAUACUGCACAUUGAUGAUACUGAAUCAGUUGACAAGUGCUGUGUAUGUCCCAGAAGACUAACUUUGAGAAUUUGUUUUCGGCAGCAGAAGUGUAUAUCAGUAUGGAGGCCCAAAACUGACAAAAUCUAGCAAUAUUAUCAGAAAAGUAAAGAAUAUAAUGGUAUGCAUUAAUAAAUAAUAUUAUAAGAUAAUUAAAACAGAGUCUAAAAAGAGAUAUAGGGCCACAUCUUACACACUGUCAUUGCUAGUUUUAGACUGACACAUUUGUCAUUUUUACAGCCAGCACCCACUUUGUGUAAAUUGUUCUCGCACCCAUGGGUAUGCAAAUGCGCAUUGUUGGCGUGUUGCUAUUUUGAGGCAGCAAAAACCUGGUCUGACAUCAGAAAGAUGGAGUUCCUGAUAUUUACUGUAAAGGGCUUGUAAUUCAAAUGUGCCUACAUAGGCAGGCUCACAAUGUGCAUACAAUCUACUUGCACACUUGGCUUUUGAAGGGAAUGGGAGAUGUUAUGCCCACACACACCUUAUUAAGGGACUAAAUCCUUUGCCCCUUGCGCCUUAUUUUGCACCCAUAUUUUGAGCAGUUUAACUAGCAAAAGUGGUUGGCUAUGCCCUAAAUGCACUUGUGCCUCUUGCACUUUAGAUCAUGAGCAAUAGAUCAUUUAAAUAGGGUCCAUAAAGUUUCAGAUUUUUACUUUAAACUCCAGUGUGUAGCUUUAAAAAAGAAACAACAAAUGAAAAAGUUGAAUUCAGAAACAAUAAAACACACUUUUGCUAAUUUUCAUAUUUGUUUUUGCCGCUACAACCAGACUUGGUCUGGUUUGACCAGCAGUUUAUGAUGAUGUUUGCAAACUUUAAAUAGUUAUUGCUUCAGAUGUUGCUCUGGGACCCUUUUUGUAGGCCUUUAUCCUCUACUACUCUCUUCCCCCUCAUUUCCUGUCUUUACUAUCUGGAUAGUUAAUAGAAAACACUGGUAGCUAAACAAUUUUAGCACCAUUUCAGCUACUAGCCAGCUAUGUGAGCAGUGUUCAUUAUAGUUAAAUAUAGGCCACUCACUACUGUAUAGGCUACAGUAUAAACUGUAAACAGCAGCAAAGGGAUUUUAACCAGCAAGCUAACACUAGCUAAUUUAGCUUGCUAACUGGGCUCAGUUACAGUUUAGACUUGUCUGACAACCCUCACUAUUUUGUCAGCUGCAGGGCUCCAUACAUUAGUGCUUUAAAAAUUUAGUUUUGAGAAUGAGCUCUGGGUGUGUCCUUGCACAUGAUGAUGUCAUUUUCUAAUGUUAGUUAGAAUAACUAUAAUGAAAAAUGACUAAUGUUUCCUUCUUUAAAAUGUGUGUGUCUCUCUCUGUUUGUGCAUGUGGUCAUGAGUCGCCAUGAUGGUCAGUGAGUUGAUGGAGCUGAGCAUUCAGUAAACGGAAACAGGAGAGACGGGAGUGAAAUCAGGAUGCUGACUCCUGUAAAAUCCCCUCUGCACUCUGUGUCACAAACACCCUGACUGUGUCAUUGUUUUGGAGAUUUGGGCUGCUAAACAUCAUGUGUCCAGUGAUUUUGUUGGAGAAGUGACCUAAAGUCGACACACACAGCAGCCAUGGCAGACAAAGACGAGAUGAGGAAGCCCAAGAAAAAGAGUGCGACUGUUUUUGGCUUCCCAAUAAGCAUCUUCUUCAUCGUCGUCAAUGAGUUCUGCGAACGAUUCUCCUACUAUGGCAUGCGAGCCGUGCUCGUGCUGUACUUCAAGUACUUCCUGAGAUGGGAUGAUGACUUUGCCACCACUAUCUACCAUACCUUUGUGGCUCUCUGCUACCUGACACCCAUCCUGGGAGCCAUAGUGGCUGAUUCAUGGCUCGGCAAGUUCAAGACUAUUGUUUACCUGUCCAUCGUUUACGCACUGGGACAGGUUAUCUUGGCAGUAAGUGCUAUCCAUGACAUCACGGAUGCAAACAAAGAUGGCAACCCCGACAACAUGACCUUCCACAUAGCUCUGUCCAUGGUGGGUUUGCUCCUUAUUGCCCUGGGUACAGGAGGCAUCAAACCCUGCGUGGCUGCCUUUGGUGGAGAUCAGUUUGACGACGAUCAGGAGAAGCAGAGGAGCACCUUCUUCUCCAUCUUCUACCUGUCCAUCAAUGCUGGCAGUCUAUUAUCCACUGUCAUCACUCCCAUCCUCAGAGCUCAGGACUGCGGUAUUCACACCCAGCAGAAGUGCUACCCACUGGCCUUUGGUGUCCCUGCUGCUCUCAUGGUGGUAGCUCUGAUUGUGUUCAUUGUUGGAAGUGGGAUGUACACUAAGAACGCCCCUCAGGGCAACAUCUUGGUCAAAGUCUGCAAAUGCAUCGGGUUUGCUAUCAAGAACCGCUUUAGGCAUCGUGCUCCUGAGUACCCGAAGAGAACCCACUGGAUGGACUGGGCUGAGGAGAAAUACGAUAAACUCCUGAUUGCUCAGGUGAAGAUGGUGCUGAAGGUGCUGUUCCUCUACAUCCCUCUGCCAAUGUUCUGGGCUCUCUUUGACCAGCAGGGCUCCAGAUGGACCCUCCAGGCAACCACCAUGGACGGCGACUUUGGACUUCUUAUAAUCCAGCCUGAUCAGAUGCAGACUGUCAACCCUAUCUUGAUCCUGGUUUUGGUGCCAGUCAUGGACAGUUUGAUCUACCCGCUGAUUGCCAAGUGCAAAUUAAACUUCACUCCAUUAAAGAGGAUGACUGUUGGGAUGUUCCUUGCUGCUCUUGCAUUCAUUUGUGCUGCCCUGGUCCAAAUACAAAUUGAUAAAACUCUGCCUAAGUUCCCAUCAAGCACUGUUGGCCAAGCAAAGUUCAUCAACAUGCUUGACAGAUCGCUGGACGUCAAAGCUGGAACCAACGAGUUCACCUUGAAGCCUUACACGGCCAAUGAUGAUUACCUGACCUUUGAUGAUCAAUUUCAACUGAAUCUAGGGGGAAAUGCCAUUUACUUAACCAGUUUAGUGGAUGGUAAUCGUAGCACUGUAGUCAUUGUUCAGGAUGGGUCUCUACCUAAGCCUUUGGGGUUCGUGGACAUCAAAACAAAACCGGAACAGGGCGCUAAUGAUAUCAGAUUUUUCAGUGGCUAUGACUCACUUUUGAAUGUAACAGUGGGUGACCAGGACUUUGGGGAGAUCACCACCAACAACAUGUCAAAAUAUGUUGGGGUACCACGGGGACUAGCAAAGUUCCUGAUCAAGAGUGCUACUGGACAAGAGUGUGUCUACAGUCAAGAGCUGGGCUUCGGCAGCUCCUUCACCGUGAUCAUCCCGCCAACUUUCACAUUUGGACAAAAUUGUGAACAGAACAUCCAUCCAGUGAUGGACAUCAAGCCCAACACCAUCCACAUGGCCUGGCAGAUUCCUCAGUAUUUCCUCAUCACUGCAGGAGAGGUGGUCUUCUCUGUCACCGGCCUGGAGUUCUCCUACUCACAGGCACCCAGCAACAUGAAGUCUGUGCUGCAGGCUGGUUGGCUGUUCACUGUUGCUGUAGGUAACAUCAUUGUGCUGAUUGUGGCCGAGGCUGCAACGCUCCCAGAUCAGUGGGCCGAGUACAUCCUCUUUGCCUCUCUGCUGCUGUUAGUGUGCUUCAUCUUUGCCUUCAUGGCUUAUUUCUACACCUACAUCGACCCAACCCAGGAAGAAGCCCGGUUUGCCCAGAAGGAACCUGAAGAGAAAGAGAGGAGGAAGAGUGUAGAAAUGAAGAGGAAGGACUCGGUUAAGAACCGCAAGGAGGACAGGAAGGGUUCUGACUCCAGCUCUGACGAGGAGGAAGUCAAACAGACCAAGAUCUAAAGCGACCAUCCUCUACGGCUAUCCCCUCUUUUGUACAAAUGCUGCUUGGUUCUGUGUUUCAUGUCUGAGUCCAGUACACUACUGAACAUGUAGUGGUUAGAAUGAAUGAAUGGAUGAGUGAAAUGGUGCUGAUGUUAGCAGAACACAGAAACAGGGCUUUGAUGAUUAAGCUCUUGGUGUACAGUGUUGGUGAAGGGAUAAAUCAAACACUGUUAUCACCAUUUAAGCAAAAAACUUUGAGAGAAAAUUCAUUUAAACAGGUUACUCAUAUCAUUAAAAUCCCCAGAACUUUACUGGUUAACAAUUUGUGCUUUCACUGUUGUAAAUUUUUUUUUGCAAUGAUUUAUUUUGCACUGUACGUAGCAACAUCUACAUAUGUAAUUUCUAGUUUCAUAGGAUUUUAUAAUGUGCCCGGGUAAACAUACAAAGAAACCAUUCCAACAUGUAUUUAUUUCCAAGCAUAGUGUUGUAUGUAUUGUAAUAUAGUGUGUUUUAUAUGUGUAUGAUAUUCUCAUCUGCUCCAGGGAAAAAAUCUAACACCAAAUACUGCUUAUUGAGUCAGAAAAUGUUUAAUUAUAUUCCAUAUUCAAUCUCAGAUUUCAUCUUGGCCCGGUAGAACACUGCCCCGUGAUAAUGGCUGCUCACCAAAGUCUUCAAUAAAGAUGCUAGCAAGGUGUUGUCAUCAAUAAA